Molecule: messenger RNA, 2784 nt
Organism: Lethenteron reissneri (Far Eastern brook lamprey)
Lineage: Eukaryota; Metazoa; Chordata; Hyperoartia; Petromyzontiformes; Petromyzontidae
Product: protein FAM181B-like
Source: RefSeq, a predicted model, not a curated record
GCAGGCGUGCGUCUGUGUGCGGGUGAUUGGGUGGGCAGGGUCCCACCACCAUCAUCAUCAUCACCACCGCCGCCGUCGUCGUCAUUCAUCAUCAUCUCCUGGUCGGCUGUGGAUCAUGCCUGUGGAGACGACUUUUAUAAACCCAUUUUUCUUCUACCCCGAGUUUUCGCACCAAGACGCGAGCCGCGGGGCCGUGGGAGGGUCGUGGCCGGAGGGCUCGCCCGAGAUUUACGCCGAGUACUCGGAGCUGGCCGACACGACCGACCUGCUGAGCUUCGUCAACACGGCCUCCAGCAACAUCAAACUUGCGCUCGACAAGCCGGCCAAGUCCAAGCGGAAAGUCAACCACAGGAAGUACCUGCAGAAGCAAAUCAAGCGCUGCUCCCAACUCACUGCGGUGCCCGUGCCACCCCCACCUCAUCAUCAUCAUAAUCAUCAUCCUCUGCUACUACCACCACCACCGGCCGUUCCUCCAUCUCCUCUUCAAGCCACCACAGAGCAGCAACAAAGCAGGGGACUCCUCUGCCUGGAAGACGACGAUGACGAUCACCUGGAUCGGGUGUACGUGGCCAGCGAAGGGGCUGGGCUGGCGUCGCUCGCGGAGGCGGCGAGGGACGGCAAUGUCCUGCAGGGACACGCGGCUCAGUUCCGAAGAAUCUCCGCCAAGUCCCCGAACGACAAGAGGCCCAGGCUGUCUCGCUCCGUGGCGCGGGGCAGGCAGCUGCCCCUGAGGGACCGCAAUCUGCCCGCGUCCUUCUUCACCGAGCCGGCCGCGCUCGUGACCCACCUCGACCAACUUGAGCAUCACCACCACCACCAUCAAUCAACAACAACAGCAGCAGCAGGCCGACUGUGCGGUCAGCGUGGGAGGCCGAGGACGGUGGCGUUUGGGACGCGGGCGAAUUCGCACACAAUCAACACCAACAGCACGACCAUCAGCAGCAGCAGCAGCAUGCCGAGCAAGGCAUGCACACACCAGAUUUCUUCGCGGAACAGCAAAGCAAGCUGAACGCCGAAGUGGCCACAGCCGCCUCGAUGCAGCCCAUGAACUUGGGACCGCCUUGCCAGGAGACGCACGGCUCGCUGCACGAGAUGAGGACUUGGGAGCUCACGCUGGCCUCAAUGCCAAGCGCGCACGGGAUGUACAGAAUGGACGGACACUCGGAGCUGGUCGAGAGCGCCCUGUGGACGGAGGCGCCACUGGCAGAGGCGACCCCGACCGCGGCCCUGCUGAGCUGGAGCAGGGCAGGCGUGUACCCGCCUUUCUGCUGCUCCCAAUGUCACGAGUCUCCAGAGUUCUGCAUCCAUCAAGCGGUUUGAGACCCGCGCCGCGCGCCGUUCUGCCCACGUGAAGGGCAGCGCGCCUUGGUGCGCCGUGGCACUGUCAUAUCGGCGUGGCAAAGCCGGUGGUGGUGGUGGUGAUGUGUGUGUACAGGACAGCUUAUAGCGAUCAAUCGGCGGCGUUCCAGCGGCAAGCACAUUUUUGGGAGGGGAAUGUUUAAUUCAAAGUACAUUUUUGCGCGUGUUCAUUAGGGGGCCGUUAUAACACGGCCCCGCAUAGACACGCACAGCUACAUUAUUGUACGUGAACUGUAACAUAAGCACAAAGUUGCGACCAUUUUUAUGGUAACGAAAUUGCAACACAAAGCGCACAGUACAGAGUUAUUCAAGAGCUCGUUUCGGUGCAAUGAAAUCCAACUUGCAGUGCAUUGUAAUGUCAUCGGCGAACAAUUUACAUCAACAUCUUCAACCACAGGUAUGACCUGACGAUACGAGAACUUCAUGGAACUGCCUUGUCAAAGGUUGUAUGCAUCUGCUCUGAAGGAGGGACGUUGAUGAAUGUCAGUUUCCGCGACACGAAGCCGAUCUAGACUGACCGAUGAACAUUGUAAUACUGAUCUAGCCGGGCUAUGAAGCCCUGAAGUUUGUCACGACUUUUGAGUAUUCUAAGUGUACACAGAAUAAUCCGAAAACAAUGUGGGAAUGUUGGUCUCCGCACUUGCAAGGGGUCGGGGGUAGAAAUGUAACCACUUUAGUUUUGAGACCCGGCCUACGAAAGGUGCCUCGAUUAUUUCAAGAAAUGCAGAGUUCAAAUAUCAAUUAAAAAUUAACGUUGAUUCAAUAUUUGGACACUUUUUCGUGAGUAGAACGCUAAAAACGUAAAAUAAAGGCAAAUGUGGUAACUUGUUACGAGUAACUAUCCCUCCGUUACCCAACACUACGAUUGCCACCCUUGUCAAAGUGUUUUUCAACCGAUGCGUUGUGUUUGCAAUUCCGUUAUCAAUGUGCAAUUACGUGUUUUUCUGAUAUUAAUAUUGUGGCAGCUAUGGACUAUGCCCAGUUAAACGAUGUAUCAUCGGCAUGUUAUCUUACAUCAAAUACAGACGCACGCUGAUGUUCAGAGUCCAGGCCGCAGGAAGACGUUUUGCUUUGUCAGGGCAAACAAAUCAGCCAAUUGUCAUCACCUUUUUUUGUCUUAGCCACUGGCAUAAGAAAACUAAAAUUGAUAUUUAAUGACAAAAUGUUAUAUUCUUAGAGAGCGCACAUUCAUAUAUUAUCUGUGUAUUGUGAAGACUGUCGUGGAAUAUAAUCUCUGCCACCUGGAUCUAUGACUGUCACAGAAAGAUCCAAUCGUUACAGUUGUGGAGGGAGUUCCCAUAACAUCAUCGCUACGCUUGUUUACCCGGGCAAGGCUCACAGAGUCCCCGUGUGACUCACUUUCAGGAGAGUCCUGCCAAGUUUCGAUUUAAAGCUUUCGUGACUGCAGGGAUUCAUCUUCUUGGU